AUGGUAGAGAUGCUGCCAACUGCCGUUCUGCUGGUCUUGGCGGUGUCUGUGGUGGCCAAUGAUAACAUCACGUGUGAUGGUCCCUGUGGGUUACGAUUCAGGCAGAACCUACAAGGGACCCUCCGCAUCAUCGGAGGGCAGGACGCGGCACUUGGAGCCUGGCCCUGGAUGGUCAGCCUCCAAGUCUUCACUUACCACAACAAGCGGAGGUAUCAUGCCUGCGGAGGCACAUUGCUGAACUCCCACUGGCUGGUGACAGCUGCUCACUGCUUCAGGACCAAAAAAAAAGCGUAUGACUGGAGACUGAUUUUUGGAGCAAGGGAAAUUCAAUAUGGCAGCAAUAAGCCAGUGAAGCCACCUCUGCAGGAGAGACGUGUUGAGAAAAUCAUCAUUCAUGAAAAUUACUCCCCUCGUUCAGAGGCAAACGACAUUGCUCUCUUGAAGAUCACCCCUCCCGUUCCCUGUGGGCACUUCAUUGGACCGGGCUGCCUGCCCCAAUUUAAGGCAGGCCCACCUAGAGUUCCUCAGACCUGCUGGGUGGCUGGCUGGGGAUUCUUAAAAGAGAAUGCCCGCAAGACAUCACCUAUACUGCAGGAGGCGCCUGUGGAGCUCAUCGACCUCGACUUAUGUAACUCGACCCAGUGGUACAAUGGGCGCAUUCGUUCAACCAAUGUGUGUGCAGGGUAUCCUCAAGGCAAGAUUGACACCUGCCAGGGGGACAGCGGCGGGCCUCUCAUGUGCAGAGACAGCAUGGAAAACGCCUAUGUGGUCGUGGGAGUCACGAGCUGGGGGGUAGGCUGUGCCCGUGCUAAGCGCCCUGGAGUCUACACGGCUACCUGGCCCUAUCUGAAUUGGAUUGCUUCCAAGAUCGGUUCUAACGCCUUGCACAUGAUUCAACUGGGCACCCCUCCCCCUCCUACUACUCAAGCACUCCCGGCUAGACUCCCCUCUAUUCAACCUAUUCACCCUCUUUGGUCCUUCCAACGCCCUCCUCAACCACCUCCCCCUGGAUCACCUGCACCCAAACCCCAACCCCCAGCCCCACCUCCACCCCCACACCAAACUUCCACCAAACCUCCUCAAGCACUUUCUUUUGCCAAGCGACUACAGCAACUCAUAGAGGACUUGAAGCGGAAGUCCUUUUCGAAUGCAAAGCGCUAUUAUGAAAUGGAGACCACAGACCUCCCAGAACUGACCGCUGCCUCCUGA
Molecule: messenger RNA, 1209 nt
Organism: Equus quagga
Lineage: Eukaryota; Metazoa; Chordata; Mammalia; Perissodactyla; Equidae
Gene: ACR
Product: acrosin
Exons: 5
Coding region: 1-1209 (402 amino acids)
Biological process (GO): acrosome reaction; proteolysis
Cellular component (GO): acrosomal vesicle
Molecular function (GO): serine-type endopeptidase activity
Source: RefSeq, a predicted model, not a curated record